Botrytis porri is the source of this 252-nucleotide messenger RNA. RefSeq lists its product as uncharacterized. The transcript has 2 exons. The coding region runs from base 1 to 252 and encodes 83 amino acids. Lineage: Eukaryota; Fungi; Ascomycota; Leotiomycetes; Helotiales; Sclerotiniaceae. The record is from RefSeq and is a predicted model, not a curated record.
AUGCCUGGUGUAAAAAUAUUAAUUCCCACGUCAAAUUACGGCCAUGAUCAAACAGAAACCGCAAUCCUAUGCACCGUCUUCACCAACGCCAGAUAUACCGUCCACUUCGCCACCGAAAACGGUGCUCCCCCAGCCUGCGAUCGUAAAAUGCUCGAGGGAAUCACUCAGAAGCUUCUCGGCGCAACUCAAGAAGCCAUCACCGCCUACAAACAAAUGUCCCAGACACAGGAAUUCAGCACCCCUGUUUCCUAG